This is a messenger RNA of Serpula lacrymans var. lacrymans S7.9, 1494 nucleotides long. RefSeq lists its product as uncharacterized. Gene Ontology annotation, biological process: nucleotide-excision repair. Gene Ontology annotation, cellular component: nucleus. The transcript has 6 exons. NCBI's taxonomy places the organism in Eukaryota, Fungi, Basidiomycota, Agaricomycetes, Boletales, Serpulaceae. Gene Ontology annotation, molecular function: DNA endonuclease activity; single-stranded DNA binding. The record is from RefSeq and is a predicted model, not a curated record. Bases 82 to 1323 code for a protein of 413 amino acids.
GUCAAGGGGAGAGACCUAGACGCCGUCAGGCUUGAAAUCGACGAGGAGAUAAGGACGCUGAACCACCAGAAGAAAGCAGCAAUGCGCGACUCUGAGGACAUCACUCAACAGAUGAUAUCUCAGAUCAUGCUCCUACUACGAUUAUUUGGUAUCCCAUAUAUCACCGCACCAAUGGAAGCCGAAGCCCAGUGCGCCGAGUUGGUGUCGCUAGGAUUAGUGGAUGGUAUCAUCACGGAUGACUCGGAUGUAUUUCUCUUCGGCGGCCAGCGUGUCUUCAAGAAUAUGUUCAAUCAGUCUAAGACUGUGGAGUGUUUUCUUCUAUCUGAUCUUGGGCGUGAACUUGGGCUAGAGCGUGGAACACUGAUUAGGCUGGCAUACCUGCUAGGGAGUGAUUACGUUGAGGGUCUAUCUGGAGUGGGGCCGGUCGUGGCAAUGGAGCUGCUGAAAGAAUUUCCGGGCGAGGACGGGCUUCAUAAAUUCAAAGAUUGGUGGCUGAAGGUACAGAGCGGUCGGGACAAGGAUGAAGAAAACAAGUCCAAGUUCCGAAAACGUUUUAAGAAAAAAUACAAGGAUCUAUACCUACCACAAGAGUGGCCCAAUGCAGCAGUGCGGGAUGCCUACUAUCACCCUACGGUAGAUUCAUCGGAAGAACCAUUCAAGUGGGGCCUACCCGACCUUGAUGCUCUACGCGAUUUCCUUCGUGAGGAGCUAGGAUGGGGUCAAUCCAAAGUUGACGAUCUUCUUCUACCGAUUAUUCAAAAGAUGAACAAACGAAAGCAGGCUACAUCCUUGAAUAGACAAGGCAACCUUAAUAACUUUCUAGAUGUAGCGCCGGGAUCACAUGCACCGCGGAAACGUCAGGCGUAUGCAAGCAAACGGUUGCAGCAGGUCGUCUCAGAGUUCCGCAGUGAACAAGCCAAACUUAAAGGGAAACAGCCGACGUCUGAAGAAGAUAAAUCAGAAUCCGACGUCGCGGAGGACGUACCCCCUAAGAAAAAAAGAAAGACAGGGGUACAAGGAACAAGAAGAAAAGGUGGGACCAAAACGGCCGUAGAUAAUUCUAAGGAGAAGAAAUCUACUGUCAGUCGUAAGAGGGGUCGCGGAGGACGAGCAGGCACGACUUCUGGAAGUCGAAAGAAUGACACUGGAUCUGUAAUUCCUUCAAAAGGGAGUGAGAGUGCAGACGAGUACAAGGGUGACAGCGGCCACGAGGCAGAUAGGAGGGCACCUUCUCUCGCGGUCCAGCUUCGACCGCGAGCGAGACCGAUACCGAAGGGGAGCCAACAUAUUGUAUCAAAUGCGUACGAAUCGGAUGGAACAUGAGCGGGAAUAAAACCUACUAUUUUCAAGUACAUGUGCACGCUGGGCGGCCCUGAGUUCUCUGAAGUUCAAAUCUGGAAAAGACGAUGAAUUUUAGUAGUAACAAGUCUCGGUUCGGAUCCGUCAGUACAAGCUUGGUUUGUUGUCCGAUCAAAUGCAUUGGCUGAAAGAGAU